AUGGCCAUGAAGGUGGACAUGUCCGCGCUCGAGACCAACUUCGGCAACUCGACCUUCCCCGCCGGCGACGACACGUACUUCUCCGCCGGCGCCCCCGACGUGCCGUCCAUGGUGCUCCCCACCUGCGACGACUUCGACGGGUUCCAGGCGGACACCAAGAAUAUGGUGAAGAAUAAGAAGGGGACGACCACGCUCGCCUUCAUCUUCGACAAGGGCGUCAUCGUUGCCGCUGAUUCCAGGGCCAGCAUGGGCGGUUAUAUAUCCUCACAAACCGUGAGGAAAAUUAUUGAAAUAAAUCCUUACAUGCUGGGGACAAUGGCUGGAGGUGCUGCUGAUUGCCAAUUCUGGCAUAGGACCCUAGGAAACAAGUGUCGCCUCCAUGAGCUUUCAAACAAGCGAAGGAUCUCUAUUGCUGGUGCUUCCAAACUGUUGGCUAACAUCCUUUAUUCAUAUCGUGGGAUGGGACUGUCGAUUGGUACAAUGAUUGCUGGAUGGGAUGAGAAGGGCCCUGGCUUGUACUAUGUUGAUAGUGAGGGUGCUAGGCUUGUGGGAAACAAGUUCUCUGUUGGCUCUGGUUCCCUCUAUGCUUAUGGUGUUUUGGACGAUGGCUACCGCUUCAACAUGUCAGUUAAGGAAGCUGCCGAAUUAGCGCGACGGGCUAUUUAUGGGGCAACAUUCCGUGAUGCAGCAAGUGGUGGUUGCGUUAGUGUUUAUCACGUUGGCCCUGAUGGUUGGACGAAGCUUUCUGGGGAUGAUGUCGGGGAGCUGCACUACCACUACUACCCGGUUCAGAAAACUCCGGUUGAACAGGAAAUGACCGACGCACCUACUGCUUCUGCUUAA
Messenger RNA from Miscanthus lutarioriparius, 843 nucleotides. The record is from the annotation of a GenBank genome assembly. NCBI's taxonomy places the organism in Eukaryota, Viridiplantae, Streptophyta, Magnoliopsida, Poales, Poaceae.